ACAGGUGCGCUGCGUCUCUGACCCCACGAGGUGUGGUAAAGUUACAGCCUCUCGACCUGUCCUGCUCUUGAGAUGCAUAACAUACUGUUUUCAGCCGCAAUAUGACAACCAUUACGCCUCAGGUCGCUGUCGUCGACUUCCACCACGCUCGUGGCCCAGAGGUCGAGUUUUGGGUGCACAGCGAUGGCGAGAACCUGGCCAAACUCAACGACUGGUCGUUGUUGCCGUUCAUGGCGCUCUCCGACGGCGCUCACGCCAUGGCAGAGGAGUUCAGUUAUUUCACCCUGCUCGACAAUCGGCGCCCAGGCUCAGAUCUCACCGAGGCCCCAUCGAGUUCCGAGGCGAAUUCGCGCGGAACGGGUGCGGUGACGAGCGCUGCCACGAGUCUUUUCGGCAUCUCGUGCACGCGGCAGAUCCGGGCGGAGAAACUCAAGCGUCGCUCCGUGGACGUGACCCGGUCGACGGUCCAGAAGGCCGUUGUCGUCAUCUCGCCCACCGCGAGAGGCAUGGGGGAACUAAGGGAAAGACUGGGGAUCGUGACGGCAGCCUGGUUUGCACAGGAAGAUUUUUCAGAUAUCUCGAUUUUGAAGGAAUUUCAGGAGAGUCUACUCAGAGCCCCGCCCACGCAUGAGGAUGGGAAGGACCAUCAUUUCGGUCUCUCCCUCCGAGAACUGAUAUAUGAGUUUAGACACCAGACCUUGGCUCUGGUCAAAUGUCUCCUACUGCAACGGAAGAUGCUCUUCUUUGGCUCCAAGUGUGAAAGGCUGUGCAUGAUGCAGUUCGCCCUGGUCUCGCUUAUUCCCGGACUCAUUGCAAACUUGCAAGACGCAGCAGAUCCGAGCCUGGAUACUUACGCACAGAACGUGCAGAAGGCGACCAGCUUGAGAACCGGCGAUAGGGGUUCAUUAUUAGCAUUCAUGGGCCUGCCGUUGCAAAUAUUCGGGAAGGGCUCAAUCUUUGGCCCAUACACUCCCCUGCAACAACUCGACAUUCUCGCCGACUACGACACAAAAUCCUAUGUCGUCGGUUCCACCAACAGCCUCCUUCUCCAGCAGAAAGAAAAGUACAGUGACAUUCUCAUCAAUCUGGACGAGUCCAACUCCAUGACCAUGACUUCGCCUUCUUUGCGCACCGCCCUUGUCCUGAGUGCAGCGGAUCGUCGGUGGAUCGACUACAUCACCCAGACAGUUCUGGACACGUGGGAUCCAGAAAACCCGAGUCGGCCGAGAAACAUGGGCUACGCAGGGUCCGAAGACGCGAUCCGCAUGCAGUUUGAAGAAUACAUCCUCUCCCUGCUCAGCAGCAUGGCAUAUCAAGUCUACCAUGAAUCCGUCUCGGAGAACAGCAUCCCGGCCUCGGUCGCGAACAUUGAGAACUUGCCCGAACCGGGCGACACGGCGUCGGACUUCAACCCCGAAUUCCUCGCCAUGUGGCGGUCGACCAACAACUUCGCCCUCUUCGACCGCCUCACGCGCGGCAACCGCAUCUUCGACAUCAUCGAGCCGCGGCACCCGACCGGCGGGGGUUUGACCGUGGAAGAUCUGCAGAGGAGGGUGGCCCGCGGGAUGGCCGAUCUCCACCUUGACGAGAGGGUGCGGGAGGGGAGGGAACAACUGGGCCGCACGCUGCAGAGCGGGCGCGAGAGGGUGGAAGCCGGGAUGGCGAGGUUUUGGGCCGAGGUGGAACGCGCGAGGGAGCAGAGAGCGCAGCAGCGGGCGACCAAGCGAUCAAGCGGCAGCCACAGCAUCACGAGGGCCAGCGGAGACGGGGAAAGCAAAGAGCCCAACCAGGACCCUGCGACGACGACGACGACAAAACCCGCCGUGGCCCUGUCGAGUGCGAGUUCAAACUCGAGUUGGAUGGUCGUCGAGGCCACCGGUGGUGAACCCGGAUCCAAGGCCCGGCCUGUCUCACCUCCCGCCUCAUCCACCGGCAGUGGCAGUGGCAGCGGCGGCACGUCGACAGUCCCGGCCGGCUCGAACUGGACGGCAUCCCUCCGUGACCGGGCCCCGCGCGUCGACGCCUCGCAGAUCCAGGCUUCGGCGCGCGAGGGCGCGGUUCGGGCGGGGGCCUACCUGAGCGGCUGGGGUUCCUGGGCGAGGGAACGGAUACAGCAGUCUCAGCAAGGCAAGGGGGCGUCCCAGAGUGCCCCUGGAGCGAACGAGGCUGGAGGAGGAGGAGGUGGCGGCGGUGGUGGUUGAGGAUGA
This is a messenger RNA of Cladophialophora immunda, 2207 nucleotides long. RefSeq lists its product as uncharacterized. The coding region runs from base 102 to 2201 and encodes 699 amino acids. NCBI's taxonomy places the organism in Eukaryota, Fungi, Ascomycota, Eurotiomycetes, Chaetothyriales, Herpotrichiellaceae. The transcript is spliced from 8 exons. Gene Ontology annotation, cellular component: cytoplasm. The record is from RefSeq and is a predicted model, not a curated record.